Messenger RNA from Drosophila busckii, 6870 nucleotides. It is a transcript of the gene Sema1a, whose product is annotated as semaphorin-1A. NCBI's taxonomy places the organism in Eukaryota, Metazoa, Arthropoda, Insecta, Diptera, Drosophilidae. The record is from RefSeq and is a predicted model, not a curated record. Gene Ontology annotation, biological process: semaphorin-plexin signaling pathway; negative regulation of axon extension involved in axon guidance; neural crest cell migration. Gene Ontology annotation, molecular function: chemorepellent activity; semaphorin receptor binding.
GGAUUGCGUUUAACUAGUAAGUAAAUAAAAUGCAGUAAAUAAAUGAAAUUUAAUAACAACAAACUACACAACACAAAGUGCAGUAACCGCAGCAACAAAAUACAAAUAUUUAAGUAAAUUUAUGCAAAAUUAGUGAAUGUUAAAAUAUCCACAAAAUAAAAUCAUACAGACAAACACUCGUCGCCACGCGCAAAUUGUGAAAGUAAACAACAAAUAUAAAAGCCACAAAAUGCAGCGGCAAAGUGGAAAAUUAUUUAGCCAACAACAGCAACGUUUAAGCCACAACAAGCAAAUUAAUAUAUGGAUGGAAGUCUUCCUCUUACUGACACUCUUCGUGAUUGGUAAUCAAAGUGCCUGGCAGGAGAAUAUACGACCAAAACUCUAUGUGGAAUUAGGUCCGGAGGAUAUACUCAAAUUUUUGGGCAAUGAGAGCGUUGUCGAUCACUUCAAGCUCGUGACCAAGGAUGGCAACAGUCUGCUCAUCGGUGCCAGAAAUACUGUAUUUAAUCUCAGCAUACACGAUCUCACGGAACAGCAGCGUCUGACAUGGACAUCCCCGGAGGAUGAUACCAAAAUGUGUCUCGUCAAGGGCAAGGAUGAGGAGGCCUGUCAGAAUUACAUUCGCAUUAUGGUGGUGCCGUCGCCCGGCCGCCUCUUUGUCUGUGGCACGAACUCAUUUCGUCCCAUGUGCAACACGUAUGUGAUCAAUGACAACAACUACACAUUGGAGGCCACAAAGAACGGUCAAGCGGUCUGUCCCUACGAUCCGCGUCACAACUCCACUUCGGUGCUAGCUGACAGCGAAUUAUAUUCCGGCACUGUGGCAGAUUUUAGCGGCAGUGAUCCGAUUAUCUAUCGUGAGCCUCUGCAGACGGAACAAUAUGAUAGCCUCAGUCUCAAUGCGCCAAAUUUUGUGAGCUCAUUUACGCAGGGAGACUUUGUUUACUUCUUCUUUCGCGAGACGGCUGUGGAGUUUAUCAAUUGCGGCAAGGCGAUUUAUUCGCGAGUGGCACGCGUUUGCAAAUGGGAUAAGGGCGGCCCGCAUCGCUUCCGCAAUCGCUGGACAUCGUUUCUCAAGUCGCGUCUGAACUGCUCCAUACCCGGCGACUAUCCGUUCUACUUCAACGAGAUACAGUCGGCAAGCAAUCUGGUUGAGGGACAAUACGGCUCCAUGAGCUCCAAAUUGAUUUAUGGCGUUUUUAAUACGCCAACAAAUUCGAUACCCGGCUCAGCGGUUUGUGCCUUUGCCUUGCAGGACAUUGCGGACACAUUCGAGGGGCAGUUCAAGGAGCAGAGCGGCCUCAACUCCAACUGGCUGCCAGUGAACAAUGCCAAGGUGCCCGAUCCGCGUCCCGGCGCCUGUCACAAUGAUUCACGAACGCUGCCGGAUCCGACAUUAAAUUUCAUCAAAACACAUUCGCUAAUGGAUGAGAAUGUUCCGGCAUUUUUCGGUCAACCGAUUCUGGUGCGAACAAGCACAAUCUAUCGCUUCACACAGAUCGCGGUGGAUGCACAAAUCAAAACUCCCGGAGGCAAGACAUACGAUGUGAUAUUCGUUGGCACAGAUCAUGGGAAAAUCAUCAAGUCCGUGAAUGCGGAAUCAGCAGACACAGCGGAAAAGGUCAGCUCGGUGGUCAUUGAGGAGAUCGAUGUGCUGACGAAAAGCGAGCCCAUACGCAAUUUGGAAAUUGUGCGCACAAUGCAGUACGAUCAACCAAAAGAUGGCAGCUACGACGAUGGCAAAUUAAUCAUUGUGACAGAUAGUCAAGUGAUAGCCAUACAACUGCAUCGAUGUCACAAUGACAAAAUUACCAGCUGCAGUGAAUGCGUCGCAUUGCAGGAUCCGUACUGCGCCUGGGAUAAAAUUGCGGGCAAGUGUCGCUCGCAUGGGGCGCCACGCUGGCUGGAGGAGAACUAUUUCUAUCAGAAUGUGGCCACGGGUCAGCAUGCGGCCUGCCCCUCAGGCAAAAUCAAUUCAAAGGACGCCAAUGUUGGCGAACAGAAGGGUUUUCGCAAUGACAUGGACCUGCUAGACUCACGGCGCCAGAGCAAGGACCAGGAAAUCAUUGACAACAUCGAUAAGAACUUUGAAGGUCCACAAAUUUCCGCAGAUAUUAUCAAUGCUCAGUAUACGGUGGAGACACUGGUGAUGGCCGUGCUGGCUGGCUCGGUCUUUUCGCUGCUGGUGGGCUUCUUUACAGGCUACUUCUGUGGCCGACGCUGCCACAAGGACGAGGACGAUAAUCUGCCCUAUCCGGAUACGGAGUAUGAAUAUUUUGAGCAACGCCAAAAUGUUAACAGUUUCCCAUCAUCCUGCCGCAUACAGCAGGAGCCAAAGCUGCUGCCACAAGUCGAGGAGGUGACGUAUGCGGAGCCCGUGCUGCUGCCCCAGCCGCCGCCACAGAACAAAAUGCACUCGCCCAAGAAUACGCUGCGCAAGCCGCCCAUGCAUCAAAUGCAUCAGGGCCCCAAUUCGGAGACGCUCUUCCAGUUCCAGCCCGAUGGCUACAAUACUCAACAGACAUAUCGCGGACGCGACAAUUUUGGCACCUUGCGUUCGCAUCAGGUGAUGGGCGACAACUAUAGACGCGGUGAUGGCUUCUCCACCACACGCAGCGUCAAGAAGGCUGUAAACAACACAAACACACGUAACAGAAGUCUUGGUCGUGCAAGAAGACAGCCGCCCCGUCAUGGUAUUGUAACUCAGCACCGUUCAAAUAGCCCACAGCAGCAGCAGCAGCAACAACAACAACAACAGCAGCAGCCGCACUCCAGCUCCGGCUCCUCGCCAGUAAUGUCAAACAGCAGUUCCAGUCCAGCGCCGCCAUCCAGCAGUCCCAGUCCGCAGGAGAGCCCCAAGAAUUGCAGUUACAUUUACCGUGAUUGAUUGAUAUGUAAUACCAAAUCGAUGCCACUCAUUCAGGCGUUGCCCACGCCCCACACGCCCACGCCCAGUCAACAGCAGCACCAGCAGCAGCAGCAACAGCCAGUUAGAGUCACAAACAGCAGCAGGCAGCUUGCCAAAUCCAUGCCCGUUACACCCAUUCAGCCGCAGUCACCCGCAGAGCCAGCGCCACAUCCAUCCAGCUCGCCCUCCUAUGAACUCUACGAGGCACGUGCUCCACUCCACUUUCGCCACGCAUACUCCGACGCCAGAUUCCAGCCCUAUGAUGACGACUACGAGCAGGACGAGCAGGAUGAUGUAGAUGACGAGGAGGAUGAACUGGAGGAUACAUCAUCGUUGGCCAUGAUAACACCGCCGCCGCCCUACGACCAACCACAACUGACAACUGCAGUUGCCAGUUCAGUUGCAGCUGCUCCACCGUUGCCGCCACCGCGCAAGUUCCGCUUUGGCAAUCGCGAGCUGUUCAGCAUGAGUCCGGGCACGCCCAAGAGCAGUGCCAUAACGCCCACAAAGCUUGGCGCCGCUGCCGCCGCCAUGUUUGCCACACCCCAAAUGGCGCAACUCAAUCGCAAGUGGGCGCAUCUGCAGCGCAAGCGACGGCGACGCAACAGCAGCAACGGUGACUCCAAGGAACUGGACAAGCUCGUGCUGCAGUCCGUCGACUGGGAUGAGAAUGAAAUGUACUAGCAAUUAAACUAACCCUUCACACACACACACACACACACACACACACACACACUUAUGCAUUAAGUCACAGUUAUGAAAUUAUAUAUGCUUAUCGUUCAGAUCAGAUCAGUUAGAAGAUUUUAGAUGCAACUUUACACAAAAGUUAAACAAACAAAUUAAAUGGGGCUUAGGUAGAGAGGUGGGUUGUCUGGAAUUCGUUUGCUGAAUGAGUUUUGAGUUCAUAUUCUAUAGCUAUAAUGAGUUUGAAAAUCUAAAAGUUUCAUAACAAUUAUAUACACAUAAAUUUUGAGACUAUAUGUCUCAGCUUUGGGUUAAUUCUUUUAAGCGAAGACUGUCUUGGAAGACAACCCAUGGGCACAGGGAGCGGGCAUAGGGAGCCAGGGCUGGUAACAAAAGCUACACUGUGUUAUCAGUUCAGAUAAUUAUAUAGUAUAUAUACAACUUAUACACACUGCAAUUAAAUUUGAGAUAAACAUAUUGUUUUCAAUAAGCCCCAAAUACUUAGGCAUAGACAUAGUUGGAAAGGCGAACUAAACUUAGAGCGCCAUUAAUUGCAUUUUUUGAAUUUAUAACAGUUAUACUAUAGAAUAUUCUACACAAGAACAAGAGCAGCAGCCCAUGAGCAUUAUAUACAACCGAUUUAUAAACAACAAGUUAUCUAGCCUAUACCGAUAUAUAUAUAUAACAAGAGCUGCUAAUUAAACGAAACACGAACUUGUAGCAAGAUUAAACCGAUUUAAAAUAUGGUUAAUUACAGUACAUCGCAUACACCAAUAUGAGAAUUAUAAAUAAUUAGUAAACAUGUAAAUUUUUAGGGAUUUUCAAUGCAAUCUGUAAAUAUUAAUCAACACUAAAACAUACAAGUUUUUGCAUUUAAAUGAACUACAAACAAAAAAAUAGUAAAAAUAUACAAAAACAAAAAAAAGACAAGCAAACAAAAAAUGUUAAAAAAAAACAAAAAAACGAAACGCUUAUUACUGAUUUAUAAUUAAGUAAUAUACCAAAAUAGUAGAAAGCAAACAACAAAUUAUAAGAGUUGAUAAUGUUGCGAAUAUUUUGUGCUUUGUCAAAGUUUAUAUUUAUACAAAUUGUUUCUUAAUUUAAUGUACAUAGCACACACACACUACGAUUACUUGUAAGCUUCAAGAAAAUGAAACUGCCAUUCGCUUCAACAAAAUACAAACCCCUAGAACUAAAAGUAGAAUUUUCUAAUACUCACUCACACAGACAAACACACGCUGCCUAUAAAGCAUAAACCGAAUACCUAUUGCAAGCUCUUCAUUUAUCCUAUACAUACUACUAUAUAGAACUAUAUAUAUUAUAGAUAAGAAUAUUCAAUUCAGUCAAUUUGUUUUGCAGCCUUAUGCUUUAUAUUCAGAUACGAUAUUUACUCGAGCGCUCUCGAUUGCAGUCAAAAUAGUGCUUAAUCAAUAAUUGAAUUCUGUAUAAAAUGUACAGCAAAUUUACCACUGUACAUAUACAUAUAUACCAUACAUAUAUAUGUGCGAUAUGUGCCAUAAAUUAAAAUCUAUGAUUUCAAUUGCUCUCUAUCUCUCUCUCUCUCUCUCGCUCUGCUAAUCAGCUGCUCUCUAAAUGAAUGCCGUGAAACAACCUCCCCCUGCCCCUGCCCCCGCCCCUGUAAUUGUGAUUUGAAAACAACUGAAGAAAUUAUUCACAGUGUACAUAACUUCGAGACGAUCUGUAGAGCAAACAUUUUGUGUUCAACAUUCGUAUAAAGUGAUCGAUUAAAGAGAUAUUGAAUGAGAAAAGCAUAACGUAAUAUUAGCUAUAGAAACUUUAGCAUAUAUAUACAUACAUAUAUAUUCAAAUUUAGAGCGUGAACACAUUUCUCCUUUUCUAUAUAUUGUAGCAUAAGCGAUAGAAGCAGCAGCAGCAGCAGCAGCAGCAUAUUUUGUAUAAAAACUGACAACCAUGAAAACAAAAGCAUGAAGAAAACAAAUUUUUAAUUUCAAUUUUAUGAUCUUAUAACAUUUUUGCGUUUGCAUUGCAUACGAAAGAAAGCGUAGUAAUAUCUAAAUCAAAGCAACUGUAUAAAGAAUACGAAAAACAAAUUACAAAAUAAUAAUAAUAAUAAUAGUUAUUAAUGCUAGCAUUAGCAAUACACAGCACAAUUUGUUUAUAUUUUUGAACCAAUUGUAGUUUUGAGUUUUGGAGAAACUUUUCAUUUGCAUUUAGAGAGGCCAAAGACACACACACACAAGAUUUAUUUUUUAUAAGUUUAGCUUUGCAUUUAUUAUUUGUUUAAGCCUUCUGUACAUACGUAUAUACAAUUUCUAUAUACACUAAUUAUAUUAAAACGUUGUUUUGGUCUGUGCUUUUCUCUCUCGACUUUGUUAUUAACUAUACGCGUACUACAAAAGCAAUACGAAAGCACGUAAACUUAUAAUAAACAUAUAUAGGUAACAAGAACAGUUGAAUUCAAGUUUAUAAACAAAACAAAACAAAACAAAAGCAAAGCAAGCAAGUACUGCUAACUAGUGACUCUACUAAAAAAGCUAGUUUCUAGUUAUAUAUACAUAUAUAUACAAAAACAUACAUUUAUAAAUUGCUUACGAGUAUAUACUAAAUCAGAUCCAUUAACUUUUAUACACUUUACAUUUACAUACUUAUAUACCUAUACAACAAAACAAAACGCAAAAAGUAAAGCAAAAGCGCCAGCGCAAAUUCGAAACUAAAUCUAAAGAGAAUUAUUCAAGUAUUUGUAAUUUAGAUUCGAAGCUAACAAUUGAAAGGUUUUACAGCAUAACAACAACAACAACAACAACAAAUAAAACUAACAAUUAGUAUAUCUACUUUAGCAGACAGUGUGUCUAGCAAAUGCUUUUAAACUAAAAUCAGAGAGAUACAAAAUAAACAAAGAUUAAAGCAUAUUUUACUAGUAAAGCAAAUCACGUAUUAUGAAUAUCGUAAAAACGAACUUGUGAGCCACAUAAUAAUCAUUAACAAAGCGAUAAAUUAAUCAGUAAAAGCAACUCAGAAAAUUCUUUUUAGAAAACCCAAAUGCAGCAAGGCGUAUAAGCAUAGAAAUACUUUAAAAAUGUAAGCGACAAGAUUUUUAACCUUCUUCACAUAAGCUGCAAAUGUUGAAACAAACAAACAAACAAACAAAAUGAGAAUAAUUAUUUACUUUGUAUGCGCAGCAACAAUUCGUAGAUGAGCAAAGGAAAAGCCCUAGAAAGCAUGUAAACCAAAAGUAAACAUAUAAAAGAAACAAAAACACUCAAGUUUUCAUUUACCAUUAAAACGAUAUAUAUUCA